GGGGGCGCGGCCGCCUCCUCCCCCGCCGCUGGGCUGAGGUGAGCGGGGUUAGCGCGCACAGUGGGCUGGGCUCUGGCACGGAUCCCCCAUGACAAAGAGCCCAGCCGAGGCGCUGCCUGUCUCGGAACCGGGCGGAUGCGGCGGCCGCAGCGCGGGAGGGGCGGCGGGAGGAGUCUUGCCCGGUUGUCCCGCCUCGCCCACGCCGUGUGGAUUUCAUGGUGUAGCCGCCCCGCGCUCGGUGCAGCCGUGCCGGCUGCCCUGCGCUGCGGAGAGCUCCAGCAGCACCAUUUUAUGCUGUCAAGACGCGAUCUAGUGUACGGAGGAAUUGACUGGCAUUUUCUCACCAUCGCUGUGCUUCGUGAAAGUAGCUUCUCUUCUGUUAAAGUGCAGCAGUGCUGUCCAGGAUCCUGCCGUGCCAGUCUGCUAGCGUUAGCUGGCCAAAAAAUCAGCAUGGAUAAAAAUGAGCUGGUGCAAAAGGCCAAACUGGCUGAGCAGGCUGAGAGAUAUGAUGACAUGGCAGGCUGCAUGAAGUCUGUGACUGAGCAAGGAGCUGAGUUGUCCAAUGAGGAGAGGAAUCUUCUCUCUGUUGCUUACAAAAAUGUCGUAGGAGCCCGUAGGUCAUCUUGGAGAGUCGUCUCGAGUAUUGAACAAAAGACGGAAGGUGCUGAGAAAAAACAGCAGAUGGCCCGAGAAUACAGAGAGAAAAUUGAGACAGAGCUAAGAGACAUCUGCAAUGAUGUGCUGUCUCUGUUGGAAAAGUUCUUGAUUCCUAACGCUUCUCAAGCAGAAAGUAAAGUUUUCUAUUUGAAAAUGAAAGGAGACUACUACCGUUACUUGGCUGAAGUUGCUGCUGGGGAUGACAAGAAAGGGAUAGUGGAGCAGUCACAACAGGCGUAUCAAGAAGCUUUUGAAAUCAGUAAAAAGGAAAUGCAACCAACACAUCCAAUCAGAUUAGGUCUGGCUCUAAACUUCUCUGUGUUUUACUAUGAGAUUCUGAAUUCCCCGGAGAAAGCCUGUUCCCUUGCAAAGACUGCUUUUGAUGAAGCCAUUGCUGAACUUGAUACGUUAAGUGAAGAGUCAUACAAAGACAGCACGCUAAUAAUGCAAUUACUGAGAGACAACUUGACAUUGUGGACAUCAGAUACCCAAGGAGAUGAAGCUGAAGCAGGAGAAGGAGGGGAGAAUUAACCAGCCUUCCAACUUUUGUCUGCCUCAUUCUAAAAUUUACACAGUAGACCAUUUGUCACUCAUGCUGUCCCAUAAAUAGGUUUUGUUUACGAUUUAUGACAGGUUUAUGUUACUUCUAUUUGGAUUUCUAUAUUUCCCAUGUGGUUUUAUGUUUAAUAUUAGGGGAAUAGAGCCAGUUAACAUUUGGGGAAUUUAUCUGUUUUCAUCUGAGGUGGCCAAUAUAGGGUUGUGAAAUUUUUAUACAAGUUUUACAUGUUUGGCAUAGUACUUUUGGUAUACUGUGGCUUCCCACAAGGUGGCCAGGGUUAAACAUCUUCCUAUGUUGAGCAAAGAAAACUACUUGCGUGUUGGUCUGUCAUGAUGGAAAAAAGGGAUAAUCAGUUGCAGCCACAGGUGUAGUUAGUGUGAGUACUUCAAAGCUGAAGCAUACCAUGGCUGUGGGGGAACAGAUGUCCCAUGGGUAUUGCAUGUCAAGCAUGUGAAAUCCUAUGGAAUAUACAAUCAAGUGUACAUCUUUGAUUGCAGCUGAAAAGUGUUCCUUAAGACAGUUUUGAUCACCCAGUCAACUUUCUCUAGAGAAAGGCAGAAACGGUUCACAUUCCAUUAUUUGUAAAGUUACCUGCUGUUGCUUUCAUUAUUUUUGCUACACAUUUUAUUUGUAUUUAAAUGGUUUAGGCAACCUAAGAACAAAUGUACAAGUAAAGAUGCAGUAAAAAUGAAAUGCUUGAUAUCCAUAACUACACUGUAUAUUGAGCACAGCAGUAAAACAAAAACCCAUGUAUUUAACUUUUUUAGGUUUUUUUGCUUUUGUGAUUUUUUUGAUACUUGCCUAACAUGCAUGUGCUGUAAAAAUAGUUAACAGGGAAAUAACUUGAGAUGAUGGCUAGCUUUGUUUAAUGUCUUAUGAAAUUUUCAUGAACAAUCCAAGCAUAACUGUUAAGAACAUGUGUAUUAAGUUGAUGUAAGUGGAAUAAAAGUUUUAUGAAUGGA
Molecule: messenger RNA, 2178 nt
Organism: Dermochelys coriacea (leatherback sea turtle)
Lineage: Eukaryota; Metazoa; Chordata; Testudines; Dermochelyidae
Gene: YWHAZ
Product: tyrosine 3-monooxygenase/tryptophan 5-monooxygenase activation protein zeta
Exons: 6
Coding region: 136-1188 (350 amino acids)
Biological process (GO): signal transduction
Cellular component (GO): cytoplasm
Source: RefSeq, a predicted model, not a curated record